Messenger RNA from Xenopus laevis (African clawed frog), 2456 nucleotides. It is a transcript of the gene adprhl1.S, whose product is annotated as ADP-ribosylhydrolase like 1 S homeolog. Gene Ontology annotation, biological process: protein de-ADP-ribosylation. Gene Ontology annotation, molecular function: ADP-ribosylarginine-[protein] hydrolase activity; magnesium ion binding. Gene Ontology annotation, cellular component: sarcomere. Lineage: Eukaryota; Metazoa; Chordata; Amphibia; Anura; Pipidae. The record is from RefSeq and is marked provisional.
UGCCCUUGCUAUGGAGAAGUUUAAGGCUGCAAUGCUUCUAGCUGGGACAGGGGAUGCUUUGGGCUAUAAGAACUUUAGCUGGGUAUUUUGUGCAUCAGGCGUAAAAAUCCAAGAAGAGCUAAAACAACUUGGGGGAUUGGAAAAUUUGGUUCUGUCCAUAGACGGCUGGCCAGUGAGUAACAAUACUCUAAUGCACAUAGCCACAGCGGAAUCACUAGUCUCAGAUUACUGGAGCAUAGAAGACCUGUACCGUGACAUGGUAAAACGUUACAUUGAUGUUGUUGACAAGCUGCAGGGCCGGCGGCCUGAUCCAGCAACAAUUGAAGGAUGUGCACACUUGAAACCAGAUAACUACCUGCUAGCUUGGCACACCCCAUUCAAUGAAAAAGGUUCAGGAUUUGGAGCUGCAACAAAAGCCAUGUGUAUUGGGAUGAGAUACUGGAAACCAGGCAGGUUGGAAACACUAAUUGAAGUCAGCAUUGAAAGUGGGAGAAUGACUCAUAACCAUCCAACAGGAUUCCUUGGGUCCCUGUGCACGGCCCUGUUCACUUCCUAUGCAAUACAAGAGAAACCACUUGCUCAGUGGGGAAGAGAAAUGCUGAAGUUGUUGCCUAUGGCUGAAGAGUACUGUAAGAAGACUAUACGGCACAUGGCAGAAUAUCAGGAACACUGGUUUUAUUUUGAAGCCAAGUGGCAGUUUUACCUGGAAGAAAGAGAAAUUGCAGAAGAGAAUGAGAACAAACCUAAAUUUCCUGAUAAGUAUGAUGCGGAAGAAAGAGACAAGGCAUACAAGACAUGGAGCUCAGAGGGAAGAGGGGGAAGAAGAGGACAUGAUGCCCCUAUGAUUGCAUACGAUGCUCUUCUAGGGGCAGGGGGUGACUGGAAAGAACUUUGUAACAGAGCAAUGUUCCAUGGAGGAGAAGGUGGUGCCACUGGGUCCAUAGCAGGGUGUCUUUAUGGAUUGCUCUAUGGCAUAAGUAAAGUGCCAAAGAGUUUAUACCAGCAGCUUGAGAUGAAGGAAAGACUUGAAAACCUUGGCAAGAAGCUCUAUCACUUAGCUACAAUGGAAAAGUAAAGCAGUUUCUACUAUUUUAUGUUUCUUAUAUUUAUCUUCCCAACACUAUGGACAGUAAUAAACUGUGAGUUGUCAUUACCUUUCUUUUAGAGACUGAGGAUGGUUUUUUUUCCAUUUCUCUUAGAACUUUAUGUUAUUCUUAUACAUUUUUGAUCCAGUGAGGAUACUGUCUAUACGCAUUUAAUACACUGACUAUUGUCACACUCACUUACUAUAUUUAUACAUGUGUAUAAGGUUACACUGCAUUUUACAUCACUCUUCACUCUGCAAACUCUUGGAUAUCUGAAUUUGCCUCAUGAGCUUAAAUGGGUUAUUAUAGGUCUGGAAUGGUGUAAAAUCAUUUUAGGCAUUACUCUGGUGUAAAAGUAAAUCCACUUCUUCAUAAUGCCAGUUAGCUUCUUUUAUAUAAAUUAUUUGGGUCAUCAUGAUGCAUGGUAGUAAUCAACACACAAAGGGCUGCAUCAGUGCUUUAUAAAUUCACCAUUUGUUUUCUGUUUUUUGGUAUAAAACAUUUUUGAAACAUCUUGUAUGCCCUAGAUCUGUUGUUUGUCACAGGUAAAUAUAUCUGAUGAUAUUUCACUUUUAUCUGAAUAGGCCAGUUAGUGUAUUUAGAAUAGGGGCUAUUUGUAGUUCAACCCCUGGCAGAUGAUUCAAAUCUCUGAUCCUGAAAUAAAGUGUGCCAUGAAAACACUUCUUUAGUAACUCAAUGGCUAUCCCACGGUUUCCUUCUUUACACCAUUACACAUUUUCCUAUUUUUACAAUGCCCCAUCCUAAAUAACCGGAAGAUGAAUAAACGGACUUGUUUGUAAAAUUCACGUAAGGAAGACAGAACAGAAAAGGGCAACCGAUACAUACUUCUAUUUAUACAGAUAAAUCCAGCCUUUUCUAUGGACAGAUUGAUCGUCAUAUCACAAACUAGAAGAGCAGAGAAUAUUUAAAUAAUGAUGUCAUACAAAGGAUUUUGUGGCAUUUUUUAGCCAUAUAACCCCCUUAGAUAUGCAGCCCUGAUAUAGAGCAAAAACAUCAGAACACUACGUACUGUGGUUACAUUAUAUAGAACUAUCAUUAUAGUAAUGACUGUAAUAGUGAUUGGACCUUAGUAAUGCUUGUUUGUAUACUGGUAACUAUAUUUGUCUUUGAAGUUCAACUAUGUUUUUACAUUAUCUUUGUUCUUAAAUUUUCCAUCUUGUGAUUUUUCUGCUUCUGCCUUAAGUGCAUGUAUAUAACGGAGCUUUAUAUAUUUAUACCAGAAUUUUAGUACUUUAAACACUCUUGAAAAAAUGGAAUGUUAGGUGAUGCUCUUACUUAAAGGUUCAAAUCAACACAAUCCCAUUUCAACUGAAUGGAAAUGUUUAUUCAAAAUAAAUUUGUUUUCCCUUG